AUGUUGGCGGUGAUGCUGGUGGAGUUGAUAAGGGUAAAGGUAUUGAAGUGGAGAUGGAGUCUAGUGAGACUACUCCACAACAAACCAUUUACACAAAACGUCCUCCCGUUGAAGGUGGAGCCACUUCUGGCUUUGUGCGGAGUCCGCACUUUGAACAAAAUCCUGGUGAUUCCUGGGGUAACCCGGCUUGCGAUGAUUUGCCGCACGUCCCCCGUUGGGGCCUUACUCAGGGCUCUCGCAUGAAUGAUUUGCAGAACUGUAAGGAGUUCUUCUCAUUAUCCCUUCCUCCUGCCGAGAGGAUGUUUCAGAAAAACCGCAGCCGCUUUGCCCUUAUAGAUGAUCAUGUUACGGCUGGGGUUAACUUCUUUGCCACCUCUCAGGAGAUUCUUCGUGAGUGGCGUUCUAUGGGAGAAGAAACUAUGGCGUUUGAGGAGGCCAAGAAGGCAUUUGCUGAAGAGAAGGAAAAAUUUAACACAGAGCAGAAGGGUCUGCAAUGGCGGGUUACUGAGGCUGAGCGGAAAUUUGAAGAGCAGAAACGGUUAAACGAGCAAAAACAAAAGGAUUGGGAGUCGGCAUGUGCUCGUACGAACGCGGAGAUGCAGUCGCAGCGUGAUGCUAUUGUGCGGCUGUCCGGUGAGAAGACUGCUCUCGCGGAAGAGGCUCAUCAAGCGCGUCUUGCGGCGGAGAAGAAGGAAAAGGAGUAUAUUGCGCGGAUAGAUAAGCUGGAGCUUCUUGUGCAAGCGAAGACUUCGGAAUGUGAGGCUGCUCAGCGUCUUCUUGAUGAGAAGACGGCGGAGUGCCGUGCGUCUGAGCUCCUUGCUGAGGAAGCUUCAGCUGAUAGUAGGUGGCUGCUAUCUCGCGGUGUUCCAUUGCUUGCUGAUCGUAUCUUGAAUUCUCCUGAGCUUGCCCAAUACAUGUUUGAGUUGGGUGGGGCAGGUUAUAAUAGUGGCCGCAAGAAUGGAUAUGCUGAAGGCAGGUGUGCUGCUGCAAACAAUGAGAAGGAUUACAAGUUUGAGCUGUAUAAGGCUGAUUGCGAUAAUGCGUAUGCGAAGAAACGGCGAGAGUUUGCAAUGCUUGAUUUUGCCGUAGUUAAGGCUGCUGGUAAGUUGGCCCUCAAAGCGGAUGGGGUAGCUUUGUUAAAGAAGGCAUUGGGAGAAGAUGAUGCUAGCGGUGCGGGUGGUGCUGGUUCCAGCCGCACUUAGUUUGGGAUUUCCGGCCUGUGUGCCGCGUACAGCCUUGUAUGGGCUUGUAAUGAUGUUUCAAGACAAUUUCUUACUUUGCACUUUUGUGUAC
Messenger RNA from Helianthus annuus (common sunflower), 1293 nucleotides. RefSeq lists its product as uncharacterized. The record is from RefSeq and is a predicted model, not a curated record. NCBI's taxonomy places the organism in Eukaryota, Viridiplantae, Streptophyta, Magnoliopsida, Asterales, Asteraceae. The transcript has 2 exons. The coding region runs from base 54 to 1202 and encodes 382 amino acids.